Molecule: messenger RNA, 549 nt
Organism: Alosa alosa (allis shad)
Lineage: Eukaryota; Metazoa; Chordata; Actinopteri; Clupeiformes; Clupeidae
Gene: pold4
Product: DNA polymerase delta 4, accessory subunit
Exons: 5
Coding region: 86-430 (114 amino acids)
Biological process (GO): DNA synthesis involved in DNA repair; DNA-templated DNA replication
Cellular component (GO): delta DNA polymerase complex
Molecular function (GO): DNA-directed DNA polymerase activity
Source: RefSeq, a predicted model, not a curated record
GUAACUCCGCCUUUGUGUAUGUUUCGCUUAUGCCUAAUCGGGAAGGGAAGUGUACUGUGUUGUGUAUAUUUUUCGCCAGCAAACUAUGCCUGUUUCAGCCAUGCCAGCCAAACGUGGACUGAUCACAGACACCUAUAAAGUGGUGAAGAAAGUAAGGAAGGAGGACACGCAGAGGAAGAGGUCUCCACCACCACCAGAGCCAGAGUCUGAAAGUCCGCAGUUGUCAGAGAGAGAAAGAGAUCUGCUGGAACUGAAGAACUUUGACUUGGACUGGCGCUUUGGACCAUGCACUGGCAUUAGCCGACUGCAGCGCUGGGAGCGGGCACUGAUGCAUGGGUUAGACCCUCCUCAGGAGAUCAGAGAACUGCUGCUGAACAGAGAGAACGACCCAGACUACUCACACUGCUUAUGGCGUGACUACCCCCUGUGAAGAAAGGGGUGAGUGAGUGAAGAGGAUAAUGAGUGAAGAAGAAAAUGAUUGUUCCCAUGUUCCCUUUUUACACUUUCUACACUACAUUUUUAAGAAUAAAAGUUUGACUUUAAGUAGAA